AUGUUUCGCCUCAAAAAAUUAUUUAUACUAGUACUUGCACUGGCUAUAGGUGGAGAAGGAGGAGAAUUUGGACGGGAAAAAAAAAGAGGUAGAGACACGAAAUCUAUCUAUCUAUCUGUUUAUCUACCUAUCUAUCGAAGUCUAUCUAAGUCUAUUUAUUAUCUAAGUCUAUCUAUCUGUUUAUCUAUCUAUCGAAGUCUGUCUGUCUAUCUAUUAUUUAUUUAUUGUCUAUCUAUCUGUUUAUUUAUCUAUCGAUGUCUAUUAUCUAAGUCUCUCUAUCGGUUUAUCUAUCUAUCGAAUCUAUCUGUCUAUUAUCUAUUUAUUGUCUAUCUAUCUGUUUAUCUAUCGAUGUCUAUCUAUUAUCUAAGUCUCUCUAUCUUCUAUCUGUUUAUCUAUCUAUCGAAGUCUAUUUAUUAUCUAAGUCUAUCUAUCUAUCUGUUUAUCUAUCUAUCGAAGUCUAUCUGUCUAUUAUCUAAUUUAUCUAUCUGUUUAUCUAUCUAUCGAAGUCUAUCUGUCUAUUAUCUAAGUCUAUCUAUCUAUCUGUUUAUCUAUCUAUCGAAGUCUAUCUGUCUAUUAUCUAAGUCUAUCUAUCUAUCUAUCUGUUUAUCUAUCUAUCUAUCGAAGUCUAUCUAUCUGUCUAUUAUCUAA
Acanthosepion pharaonis is the source of this 648-nucleotide messenger RNA. The record is from the annotation of a GenBank genome assembly. Lineage: Eukaryota; Metazoa; Mollusca; Cephalopoda; Sepiida; Sepiidae.